UUGGUGUAAAAGAAAAGCAGUGUUCUUUUAGUAUCUUGACCAUAAUCAAACCAGAGCAGGUUCUUCAGAUCUGAAACGCUUUUCUUUUUCUUUCCUUCUCAAUGUUUCUGUGUCUUUGGAUUCUCCGGCGCUGUGUCAUGAUCUGACUCGGUUCUUUCCUUUGGUCCCUUUUAGUCUCUUUCUACUUCGUCGCUGUUGUUGUCUGAUCAUGCCACGCCCUUUCUUCCACAAGCUGAUUCUAUCAUCCACUAUCCACGAAAGCCGUCUGAGAGUUCCAGAUAAGUUUGUGAGUAAAUUCAAGGAUGAGCUUUCGGUUGCUGUUGCUCUCACUGUGCCUGAUGGUCAUGUUUGGCGUGUAGGACUAAGGAAAGCUGACAACAAAAUUUGGUUUCAAGAUGGUUGGCUCGAGUUUGUUGAGCGUUACUCCAUUCGGAUUGGUUACCUUUUGAUUUUCAGAUACGAAGGGAACUCGGCCUUCAGCGUUUACAUUUUCAAUUUACCAUCUCACUUCGAGAUUAAUCACCAUUCUUCUGGUGGCGCUCUUAUCAACAUGGAUUCGCAUAACCAUUUCAAACAUGCCCGUUUGUUUGAAGACCUCGAAGAUGAAGAUGCUGAGGUCAUGUAUCCAUCUUCUGUCUACCCGAUGCUUGAUUCUGUGCCCGCGAAUAAAGGGUAUGGCGGGUCAACGAUACAAAGCCUGUUCAGUGGAACUAGAGCUGAAGAGACGCCGAAAGUUCUGAAAAAGAGAGGGAGGAAGAAGAAGAACCCUGAUCCCGAGGAAAUAAACUCGGCUGCUCCCCACGAAGAUGACUCGGAGAACCGUUCAAAGUUUUACGAAAGCGCUUCGGCAAGAAAGAGAACAGUCACUGCGGAAGAAAGAGAGAGGGCUGUCAAUGCAGCCAAAACGUUUGAGCCGGCAGACCCUUUCUUUAGGGUCGUUUUGCGACCAUCGUACCUCUACCGAGGCUGUAUCAUGUACUUGCCUUCUGGGUUUGCUGAGAAGUACCUAAGCGGGAUAUCAGGGUUCAUCAAACUCCAGCUUGCGGAAAAGCAAUGGCCGGUGCGUUGCCUCUACAAAGCUGGAAGAGCCAAGUUCAGCCAGGGCUGGUACGAGUUCACGUUGGAGAACAAUCUAGGCGAAGGGGAUGUCUGCAUCUUCGAGCUGCUCAGAACCCGGGAUUUCGUUCUCAAAGUCACAGCCUUUCGGGUCAAUGAGUACGCUUGACCAACCCAGUGGGGGCGGGUAUGGGCAAUCCGGUGCGGGGUCUCGGUGAAGAUUUCGUUUAGGGUUUUGUAAUUCGAAAGGGUUUUAACUGGCUGUUGCAUCUUCGGGUGAACUAUGGGUGUCCUUCCUCGGUGUUUUUUUCAAGUAAAAUUUCUGGUGCAUGUGGAUAGGCGUUGAACGUUCGGCGUGGAACUCGUUUGAGUAGAAUUCUUUAGGAUUGGAUCUAGCUUUUGUAAAUACCUGAUUCUCCAUCAAUUUGGUGUUUGGACUUUGUGACCAGGAAGAAGAAGAUGGGUUUGUGUUGUGAUGUU
This is a messenger RNA of Tarenaya hassleriana, 1536 nucleotides long. Its product is annotated as B3 domain-containing transcription factor VRN1-like. The transcript has 5 exons. The coding region runs from base 209 to 1225 and encodes 338 amino acids. The record is from RefSeq and is a predicted model, not a curated record. NCBI's taxonomy places the organism in Eukaryota, Viridiplantae, Streptophyta, Magnoliopsida, Brassicales, Cleomaceae. Gene Ontology annotation, molecular function: DNA binding.